GGGUGGGGGUGGAUGUUUGACAACGGAACUUGGAACGGAGGAUUGACCGGAAUGUUACAGGAUGGAAGGGCAGAGAUUGGGUUUUGCAAUAUCUGGAACACCUUGAGAUAUAACAACCUGGUGGGACUAGGGCCACCUUGGAACCAGAUGUACCACACAUUCAUAGUUCCCCGUCCAAUCAUGGUUCAUGGCUACUGGACUACAAUAACUACUCUCUUUCAAAGAACAGUCUGGGUUCUUCUUCUCAUCAUAUUUCUCUUGGUGACGAUCAUCUUUUCUAAAUAUAAGAUAAGCUCAGAAAACACUUUGUCAGCUGAGAAGAUAGACACAGUCAAGGACUUUGUCCAGGCAGGCUAUCUUUGGGGCGAAGAGGCGUACAGUAACUUUCAACAAGAAGUAUACUUUGACUUGGAGAAUCCAUGGCAUAAGAAAAUGGAGCAAAAAUUUCAGGCAAUACCAAGUAGGAAGAUGCCAGCUGCCUUGAAAUCUCACAAAAUAGCAUUUCCAGCUCAGCGUUUGGGCCAAGAGUAUGUCUUCAUUGUUCAGCGGAGCAUCAACCGAUCGGACGUCAGCAUGUUCCGUCUCAUGAAAGAGCCGGUGAAUCAAUUUUAUGUAUCUAUGAUUUUCAGCAAAUUAUCUCCGAUUCUAGAAAUAAGUCAAUAUCCCCUGCUUCGUUUCUUUGAAACCGGUCUCAUUUUACAUUGGAAGAAUGAAGUGAUUCGUAACUAUGGCUCGCCGGAAGCGGCUCGCUUACUAACCGAGCCUUCUGGUGAGUCUUUGAGCGAGUUCGAGCCACUAACAAUUGAUAAUAACUUGGCUGCUUUCCAAAUAUUACUCUACGGUUUGUGUGGGUCACUUGCUGUAUUUAGUCUAGAACUGUUUAGCAGGAAAAAAUCAAGAGUACGAAUGUUGAAAAAGGAAAAAAGAACAGAUUUAUUUGAACCAUAUUUUUACUGUGAGUAAAUUUCAACAGUUAAAACGUAAAAUAGUGUUGUAUUUCUGUGGAGAUUUUAUAUUAUAGUUCAAAUUUCUGAAUUUACUUGUAUCAAAUGUUGUCAACAUUGAAUUUAUUGCAAUAUAGACAAAUGGAAUAAAU
Messenger RNA from Macrosteles quadrilineatus (aster leafhopper), 1096 nucleotides. RefSeq lists its product as uncharacterized. Bases 13 to 963 code for a protein of 316 amino acids. The record is from RefSeq and is a predicted model, not a curated record. Lineage: Eukaryota; Metazoa; Arthropoda; Insecta; Hemiptera; Cicadellidae. The transcript is spliced from 4 exons.